Messenger RNA from Pygocentrus nattereri (red-bellied piranha), 3245 nucleotides. It is a transcript of the gene tbx15, whose product is annotated as T-box transcription factor 15. The coding region runs from base 295 to 2118 and encodes 607 amino acids. Gene Ontology annotation, molecular function: RNA polymerase II cis-regulatory region sequence-specific DNA binding; DNA-binding transcription factor activity, RNA polymerase II-specific. Gene Ontology annotation, biological process: positive regulation of DNA-templated transcription; cell fate specification; regulation of transcription by RNA polymerase II. NCBI's taxonomy places the organism in Eukaryota, Metazoa, Chordata, Actinopteri, Characiformes, Serrasalmidae. Gene Ontology annotation, cellular component: nucleus. The transcript is spliced from 8 exons. The record is from RefSeq and is a predicted model, not a curated record.
GCGAGCGGAGCGACAGAGCGGCGAGCUAGAGGAGACAAAGCCCAGAGUGAGGAGAGGAAAGAGAAGGAGAGGUGUGGAAGCGCCGCUGCUCUUCAGGAAUGGCCUCUGACGCUUUCAGGCGCGUACAAAGUACGAAGUAGACUCUCGUUUUGGAUUACUUUGCUCGCCGGAGAGUUUGGCUCGCGCUGAAAGUUUGCAGGCGUCUUGUGUGUGUGUGUGCGCGUGUGUGUGUUUGCGCGCGCGCGCGCGCGUGUGUGUGUGAGUGUGUGCGCGAGUGUGUGAGUGGAGGGAGAGAUGAGUGACCGCAGGCGCUCGGCCGCAGCGCUGAGCUCCAGAGCGCACGCGUUCUCCGUGGAGGCCCUGAUCGGCUCCAACAAGAAGCGCAAGCUGCGGGGCUGGGAGGACAAGGAGCUGCAGCAGCUCUCCAUGGACAGCCUCACCGCCAACGGACAGCUGGGAGACGCCGAGGACCCUGCGCACUGUCUGGAUAUAGACCCCGACUCGGCGGGCAGUCCGGGCUCGGAGGGGGAUUGUGAGGGUGUGGUCUCAGGCUCGUGCUGCGAGCCCGCGGCCGCCGCUGCCUCCAUGGAGGAGAUUCAGGUGGAGCUGCAGUGCGCGGAUCUGUGGAAGCGCUUCCACGACAUCGGCACAGAGAUGAUCAUCACCAAGGCGGGGCGGAGAAUGUUUCCAGCCAUGAGGGUUAAAAUAGUGGGACUGGAUCCUCAUCAGCAGUAUUACAUAGCCAUGGACAUCGUGCCUGUGGACAACAAGCGAUACAGGUAUGUGUAUCACAGCUCGAAGUGGAUGGUUGCAGGAAAUGCGGAUUCUCCUGUGCCUCCACGUGUCUAUAUACACCCAGACUCACUGGCCUCCGGAGACACGUGGAUGAGACAGGUGGUCAGCUUUGACAAGCUCAAACUCACCAACAAUGAGCUGGAUGACCAAGGCCAUAUCAUCCUACACUCCAUGCACAAAUAUCAACCUCGUGUCCAUGUAAUCCGGAAGGACUUCAGCAGCGAGCUCUCUCCGACUAAACCAGUGCCUAAUGGGGAGGGAGUGAAAACCUUCAGCUUCCCCGAAACUGUUUUCACCACAGUUACAGCUUACCAAAACCAACAGAUCACCCGGCUAAAGAUUGACCGCAAUCCAUUUGCGAAAGGAUUCCGGGACUCAGGGAGAAAUAGGACUGGUCUGGAGGCCAUCAUGGAAACAUAUGCCUUUUGGAGACCACCUGUGAGGACGCUUACGUUUGAGGACUUCACUAACAUGCAGAAACAGCAAGGAGGGAGCACUGGCACCUCUCCCACUACCUCCAGCACUGGUACGCCAUCUCCAUCGAGCGCCGCCCACCUCCUGUCCCCCUCCUGCUCUCCUCCCACCUUUCAUCUUGCGCCCAACACCUUCAAUGUGGGCUGCAGGGAAAGCCAGCUGUGCAACCUGGGUCUGUCUGAGUAUCCUGCUUGCGCCCGGAGCAACAUGGCCGCCCUGCAGAGCUAUGGGGGACUGGCUGAAGGCUCUUAUGGCCGCCUCCAAACAGCAGGUGGCAGCGUAACGUCCGGCCAGCCUUCAGACACCUUUUUGCCUCAGAGAACUUCCUCUUUAAUAGCAGCAGGUAUGCAGGGUAGCACUCACGCUUCGCUGGCCACCAGCAGUAGCAGUGGAGGCGGUGGUGGUGGUAAGAUGGACGCUUAUGGAGGCCAGCUGGCAUCUUUCCCUGCCUCCCAGCUCCAGUACGUGAUGCAGGCAGGGGCGGGCUCAGCCUCUGGCUCCUCCUCCUCCCCAGGAACCUCACCUUCCUCCACCCACAUGUUCACUGGGAGCCAUCAUCAUGUGCAGCAAGGCUCAUAUAAUGCCUUUUCCUUGCACAAUCCCUACAACCUGUACGGAUACAACUUCCCAGCCUCACCGCGCCUGGCAGCCAGCCCAGAGAAACCUCAGGCAGGCCUGCUGUGCUCUUCCUCUUCAGCCGGAGCCUUCGCUGAGCGCCAAUACCUAUCCAGCAGCAGCAUGGACAGCAUGCACAUGAUCGGAAAUCCCACCAGUAGCCAGCAGGGGGCUGUGGCCUGCGAUGGCCGCCAGUAUGGCUCCUCCUCUCAAAUGUCCAUGCACAUGGUUUGAAAGAAAAAGAAAAAAAAAAAAAAAAACAGAGUAAUGUGCACCAUCACAGCAAGAAGCCAUAGCAGUUCAAUUCUCAGCUCUUAUGGAAUUUCGUUAUUUUUUUAAAUUAGAUUUUUGAUCUAUUUUUAGAAGAGCAAGUCAACUUGCCUGUGGUUGAAGAUCCAAUCCAUCAUCAUUCGUCACUGAUGUACAAAGGUACAGAGCACUCCUUUAAAAAACGGGAACUCAUCAUCUCAAUAUGUCCAGGCCUUAAAUUUCCCUAAUCAGACUUUAGAUAUGUUAUUUAUGUCUGUUUCCUUAAUGAUACUUGCCCAAAUAGGCAUAUAUGUAAGCCGAUAUUGACCUGCCCUCUUUACUUUCACAAUUUCCAACCUCAAUCCAGAGCUGUAUUGGUGCAAGUGAAGUCUCUGUCUUAUGAGGGUGCUCUUGAAAGAUUCUAGUGAGAUUUGGUGCAAUAAAUGGACUCAGUGAAUCAUUUCUUAUCUCAAUUAGCAUUUGUGAAAAGAGACACUCAAAACUGACCUUGUUUAUGUUUUGUUUAUGUUUAUCUUAUAUCACAUUUACUUCACUGCAAAACAGUGGCAGAGAACUGGAAACUGCAGAGAAUGUCAGCAGUGAUGUCUCCCAAAUAAAGGGACUGUGAUAAAAGGAGAACUGAGAAAUGUUCAACAAGAUGAAACACAGUGAUGCAGAAUAACCCAAGCAUACAGUUAACACCAAUAGAAAUUGCAUCUUUUGUAAAGUUCACCUGAAGGACACUGGCAUGCAGUGACUGAUUUUUGGAUUUCAAGGACUAUUGUUUUUGCUAAAUCAUCUUGCCUAUUUUAUCAGAAAUUGUCUAUCCAUAUUUUGAGUGGAUUACCUUUUUAAACACAUAAGUAAUGGAGAGUGCACGCAAGACAAGUUUUCAUGUUGUGUGGAAAAAUAGGAAACCAGAGUAAUAAAAGUAUGUUUUGGAGUGCUGUAGAUAACAAAGUAUUUAAUGCUAAGUGACAAUAUAGUUAUAUGGCCAGGUUAUGGUGACCUUAAAAAACACACAUGGACAGCAGAUAUCCUUAUAGACCUUUAAAACUGUACAGGUGCCAAGCACAAAACCUCAAUAAAUAAACAAUUCAAUACAGUAUCUA